Messenger RNA from Ostertagia ostertagi, 702 nucleotides. The record is from the annotation of a GenBank genome assembly. Lineage: Eukaryota; Metazoa; Nematoda; Chromadorea; Rhabditida; Trichostrongylidae.
AUGGCCGCCAUUCACACCGUUGCCUUCGCCUACCUGUUCGUUGGAACUGCGUUGGCCUAUGAUGGAAUCGGGGAACAUCAUCGGGUUGUCAGAGAUCCUUUUGCGCCAGAUGUAGGAGUUCGACGUCCUUCGAGAACAACUGACCAACCGGAAUCAGUGGAACCGUCGAAGGCAAUACAUGAGGCUGAAUCAGACGACGAACUGUUUUCGUCGAGUAAUGGCUGGGGUUUCCAGGAAAAGUUGGUUGAGCUGCCAUCAUUUAGUGGCCAUCUGAAGACAAGGAGAAGCAGCAAUCAUCGGAAGGACCUAGGAAAAAAGGUCGAGACAACGACUGCCUACUAUGAGGAGGUCGACCCGAAUCGUAAUGGCCUGUUGAAAGACAUCGGAUCAAUAAACGUCGGCUUUGGAGUUGGAGUUGGCGUACCUGGCAACGAUCCAGUCCGAGUUGGAGCGAGGGUAGGUGUCGGUUUUGGCGAAUCUGGACUCGCAGGACAACUUCCAAUUGGACAGGAUAUCUAUCCCAGACAGGGGCAAUUCCAAUCACUGAAUGACUAUGAUGGCGAUAAAUCCAAUAUAGUCGCCGAUCGUGCACGAAAAUAUUGGCAAGCUGUUCGUGAAGGACGCAUCAAAAUCCCCCACUAUCGACCGGCGCCAUCGCUUGUCGGUGUGGGAGGGAACGUCGGUGUGGGCAUACCAGGAUGA